GUGUUGAAAGUAACUUCAUAUAGUUGGAGGUGGAUGUCGGAGGCCUAGACAUGAGCGAUAGCGACGACGCGAUAUGGCUAGAAAUCGGUAUUAAUCCUCAACAUGUUGUCUGUGAAUCAGACGACGGCCUCUAUAAGCUGAUAUGCGAUAAGGGCUGGCUGCAAGCGUUGGAACGUCAUCGAAAGCUUUCUCAAUUCCCAGCCUGGCCCCAGCUGGAUAGACGCGCACAUCCCACGGGGCCACUGGAGCAUCCCUGGACGCGCAUAUUGGUGCAAACUUAUCGCAAGCAAUCGCAACGCAAAGUCCAUCCCUUGCCAGCAAGAGGAGCGAACGGUGAUAAUACACACUUCCCGCUGAGUUACUCACAAGCUGUAGCCAAUGUAGCCAAUCUCAACUUCAAGCAGCUGUGGGAGGCAGCCUACAAGCAAUAUGCAGGCGCUCACGUCAAGCAGUGCAGGUCUAAUGCAGGCACACAGUCCAAGCAGAUGUCAGCAAACAGCGGAGGAUUUCAGCCACAUGAUGUGGUGCUCCGCGAGCUAAUACAACGCAUCUACAAUUGCCCAGUGAUACUGUGUCAACAGGAGGGUGAUGGAAUCUCUAACACUGAUGUGAACUUGACGGGCGACUGUCAUGCCAAUGUGCUGCCCGCUCUGGUGGCCAUCGAGACGAGCACACAUUUCUGCAUCUUUCACUAUCCGCCAGCGCUGGAGUGCAGCCUUUAUGACUGCAUCAGCUACAGCCCCGCCCUGCUGGGCCGGGGAUACAAUAAGACGCUAUUUAUCAUCUACCAGCUGUUACAGCUGUCAAGGUAUUUGCAGUCGCAGGGCCUGUUCCUGGGCGAUCUGCGACUGCAGCAUGUGAUGCUACGCGAGAAUCUCUGGCUGCAGGUGCUGCCGCGCCUGCAGUGCAAUUUACUAAUGGGCGAGCAGUCGCCAGCGGUGGACAUGUCGCCACUGAGCUGCCCCGAGUUGCCCAGCUCACCCGAACAGCUGCCAUCCAGCAGCACCAUCGAUCUCAAGCUGGCCUACGAUCCGGCUCAGUUCAAUCUCCGCGAAUACUGCGAAAUGUGGUGCAAUGGACAACUGUCCAAUUUCGAUUAUCUAACCAUACUCAACAAUGCCUGUGGCAGAAGCCUGACGAAUGCUGCCCAUCACCACAUAAUGCCUUGGGUCACGGACUUUGCGGCCCGCAACGGCCACAACUGGCGUGAUCUGACCAAAAGCAAGUAUCGCCUCAACAAGGGCGACGUCCAUCUGGAUCUCAUGUAUACGCAUGGCAGCCAGCACGCGACUGCCGAGGCUGUGACGCCUGUGGAGCAGCUGCAGGUGGCCCACCAUGUCUCCGAUUUUCUCUCGGAGAUCACGUACUUUGUCUAUAUGGCACGACGCACACCUCAGUCCAUACUCUGCGCCCAUGUGCGACCCAUUUGGGUGCCCGCCGAGUAUCCGGUGUCGAUACAGCGCCUCCAGGAAUGGACGCCCGACGAAUGCAUACCCGAAUUCUACUCGGAUCCCAUGAUAUUCAAGAGCAUACACGAAGACCUGCCUGAUCUGGAGCUGCCGGCGUGGGCCACAUGUCCCGAGGACUUCAUAUGCAAGCAUCGUGAAGCGCUGGAGUCGCAGCACGUUAGCGAGCGACUGCAUCAUUGGAUUGACCUCAACUUUGGCUACAAGCUGAGCGGCAAGGCGGCCAUUAAGUCCAAAAAUGUCUGCCUCAGCCUCGUGGAUCAGCACUGUAAUCUCAGCCAGCGUGGCAUUGUGCAGCUAUUCACGCAGGCCCAUCCGCCGCGUCGGUAUGUGUCGCCCUGGUUCAACAAGACGGCGCCGCGCAUGUCCCAGCUCUAUGGCAACAACAUUAGCCACACCAACAGGCGCCUGGCCAGAAGCAGCGAUAACCUGCACGCAGCCUCCAACAGCAAGAGCAGCGGCUCCAUGGAGAGCAGUUCACCGCGCAUGUCGCUGCGCCCGAGCGAUGAGCCAUCGGGCUCCGGCUCCAACUUCUACAAUAUGACCAAUUUCAUUGAGCUGCCGGAGCAAUAUAAUCCGGCACUGCUGCUGCAGCAGCUGGAGACGCUGGAGACCUUCUAUGCGCGCACCUUCCCACAGCAGCGCGCCCCGGCCAAUCCAGAGGAGAAGAUGAUAAGCAGCGACUUGCUGUUCGAGCACAAUUCGGCGGAGCAUUCGUUCACGAAUCAACUGUUCGCCUUCGAUGGCGCAAUUGAGACCAAUUCCAAGAAUUUGCUGGUGCCGCCGGCGCGAAGCCAACAGAGUCUGCAGCAGCUGCUGAGCGAUUGCCGGACGCGAGAGCUGCAGGUGCUGGGCUGCCUCAUUGUGGAGCUGUUUGCCAUGCAGCGUCUGCGACCGCUGCUGACCAGCAACGGGCCGAGUGCGAGCUUCGAGUGCCGGCUGGCGGCGUGCCGCACAGUCACCCAGAUCCACAGCCAGGAGCUGCCGAUGCCGGUGCGUCGCGUGGUGCGUCAACUGCUGCAGCUGGAGCGCAACGAAGAAGAUCCCAUGCCGGGUCUACCCGUGCCGACGAGUGCGGCCCAGCUGCUGGAGCCGAUGUUCAGCCUGGCGCUGCUGCCCUUUCCCAGUCACUACAUUGCGGUCUAUGCGUUUGUGCGCUCCCUGCACGCCUUCCAGCUCAACUUCGAGCUGCUCGACCUGCUCACACAUCUCAACUGCAGCGGCGGCAGUGAGUGUGCCCGCUACACCGAGCUGGACCGGCAGCGGGUGCUCUUCGAGCGCAAGAUAGCCGAGUGCAAGGUGAUGUCCUCCUGUGCCCAUGUGCGCCGCCUGCUGGAACCUCUCUCGUAUGCCUACGAGCAGUUUGCACCCGUGGAGCUGCUGCUGCCCCACAUCAUAGAUCUGCUGCGGGACGAGCGCACAUCGAUACUGACGGCCUGGAAUCUCUUCGAUCCCGUGGCGCAGGCCUUAGGCAUUGCGCAGACGCAGCAGCAUUUGCUGCAGCCCCUGCUGAAGCUGUACGACGUGGAGAGCAGCGCCCUGGUGGACGAGGCCAACAGCAGCACAAGCAGCAGCAACAACAAUGGGGGACACUUGCGCUUCUCCUCGAGCAGCUCGUUCAAGUCUAGGAAAUCUGUGAAGCUCUAUCACCACAGCUUCCUGCUGCGCCUGAUCGUGCGCUUCGGACUGCGCUGCUUUCUGCAGCACUUCAUUGCACCACUUAUCGAAGCCGUCGGUGGCUACAAGGAGCCGGAGCAGGGCAAUGGCUAUCACUACCAUAGCGCGGGCAGUCGGCGCACCAGCAAGAAUCUCAGCUAUGCCGCCGAGGAGCUGCCAGUCGUACAGGCGGAGCCUAAGCCAGACGUUGAAGAGCUCUUCACAUUCGAGGAGGAUCAGGAGAACAAAUCAAUUGAUUCCUUCGAUAUGCGUCCCUCGUCCACGGCCAUUGCGGAGGAGGCACGCGAAUCCGACGGCAGCUCACCCGACAAGCUGGCCAUCAAUGAGCUCAUGUACGGCGCCAAGCUCUCGCCGGACAAGCUCUCACUGCAGAGCCAAGGACAGACGCCGCCAGCUGCAUUGCCCCCGCCCUUGAUUGGACCCCGCUCGCCCACCAUCGAGAUACCCGCGAGCAGCUUGCGACGCAGCUUCCAGCUGAGCGCCAUCGAUUGCGAUAUCGGCUCCAGGAAGAGCGUCGAUAGCUUCGAGCUGAUCAGCCAGGUCACCAGCACAGCGGCCAAUGAGUCGGCGGAGUCGGUGCCCCAGACAGACCCCGAGGCCUCUGACUCACUGCAGGCGUCGGUCAUAUCGCGCAUCUCAGAGGCCAAGGCCCUGCAGAACAAUCGCAUUAGCGAGAUGAGCGCGGAGAGUCUCGUCUGGCUAUCGCAUCGCCUGGGUCCGGUGCUGACGGCUCGCCACAUUACGCGCAAUCUGCUGAAGCUGCUCUCCCUCUGCUACGUCGGCCAGGAGAAUCUGCUGCCCGAGAUGGAGGCAGCCAGCAGCAGCAGCAGCCCAACAGAAUCAUCAACAGAUGCCGCCUCCAAUCUCAAUUACUUCAGCAUUGCCAAUGCCCGGGUCGUCGGCGAUCGCAGCGCGGCGCGAGUUCUGGAGUGCCUCAUGUCGAUAGCGGCACUCUAUGGGGAGAACUUCCUGCUGCUGCAGUACUUUCCACACAUCAGCGAGCUGAUUGGGCUCUGCUCGAAGCGCAUGACGGGCAGCCUGGAGGGCGCCAUCAUUAGCUCGCUGCAGCUGGUGAAGUACAUGCUGCCCUGCCUGAUGGAUGCCAGCAUUAUGGAGCACCUGCAGCACAUACUGCUGGAUGCCAUCCUGCUGCCCAUACUGCGCCUGCUGAGCUCCACGAAUCUGCUCAUGCCCAGCGGCUAUCUGGGCAGGUCGGUGCUGGCGCGCAAAUUCCUGGACGCUUGCUAUGCGCUGAGCGUGCGAAUCGGAUCGGAUAUGACGCGGGAGCAUCUGUGCCAGUCGCUCUUUGCGCCCUUCUUUCUAAUCUUCAAUAAGGCCUUCGGGCUGCCCAAUGACUUUAGCUGCAAUCUGGCAAAUCUCUCGCUGAGCGGCGGUCCGGGGCAGCAAAAGCGAGCGCAGGAGGAGCUAAGGGACGUGUUCGGGCCGGAGCUGGCGCAUACCGCCUACUUGGCGCUGCUGCGCUUCCUGGGCGAGUCCAUAAUGAAGCGCACGCUGAGCAACAUGGAGUUUGUGCUCACGCUGUGCCACGAGCACGAGCAGCCAGCCGCUGGCCAGGACACGGCACAGCUUAGCCAGUCGGCCAAUCGGAUCAGUCCCGUGGAUGUCACAGAUGCAGCGCCCUGCGAGACGGCGGCGAAUAGCUUCGGCACCCAGAUCGUCGGCAAUCGGCUGCAGGUGCCCAGCAGCAGCAUGGAGCUGCUCGAUAUGGUGGCCUACAAGCUGGACCACAUGCCCAGCACACGGCACCUCAAGGGCAACUGGCUGGCCUACUGGCGGCACGAGACGACGCGCAGCGAGAAGGACAACCAGGCGCUGAAUCUCAAGCAAAUUCGCCUGCAGUCCUUUGUCGGCCACACGAACUCCGUGCGCGCCAUUUACGCGCUGGAGAACGAGAACAGCUUCAUAUCCGCCUCCAAGGAUAAGACGGUCAAACUGUGGUCGCUGCGCAGCGAGGGCGAUGGGCGUAAGAGCACCGCCUGCCAGUUUACCUAUACGGCGCACAAGAAGUCCAUCAAUUCGCUCAGUUUUCUGGAGUCCCUGCGCUAUGUCGUCUCCUGUGACUCGGGCGUGCAUCUGUGGGAUCCGUUUAUAGGCCGACCUCUGGCCAUACUGGAUGCGCCGCGGCAUAGUGCAGUCACCGUCGUCAAGUGCCUGCCCUCACAUUCCCCGCUGGUAGUCGCCGGCACAGCCGAGUCCACGGUGCGGAUCAUCGAUGCUCGCUGCAUGCAGUACGUGAAUGAGUGGCGCGUCUGUCAUGCCGCCUUGCCCAAUGCCACUGUGCGCUGCCUGGCGGUGGCUCCGUCGGGCAACUGGCUGGCCGCCGGCCUCUCCUCGGGCGUCAUUGUCCAGCUGGACACGCGCACCGGCAUCGUGCUCAACAACUGGCGACCCAUGGAAUGUGAUCUGCUGCAGCUCACGGCGCCCAGCGAUCAGGUGCUCAUCAGCUCGGCGCUGGAUCACAGUCUGGCCGUGUGGCAUGCCCUGGACGGCAUUCUGCACUAUCAGUUGAAACCACCGCCUGAACCGGCCCACUUCCUGCAAAGCGUUGGCUCCUCCCUGGUCUAUGCCACAACUGGGAAUCGUGUGGGCGUCUACGCGGAUGUGGGCAACUCUCAUGCCCUGCAUACCAUUACCAAACUGCGCUCCGAAACGUUUCGGGGCGUGCUCACCUCACUGGCGGUGUUGCCACUUAAUCGAGCUUUCCUUGCCGGCAACGAGAGUGGCAACAUUGCUUUGCUCUGCUAGCGGAGCUGAUAUUACUAAAUUUAAAGACAAUUAUAUAUACCUAUA
Messenger RNA from Drosophila navojoa, 5954 nucleotides. It is a transcript of the gene Wdr81, whose product is annotated as WD repeat domain 81. NCBI's taxonomy places the organism in Eukaryota, Metazoa, Arthropoda, Insecta, Diptera, Drosophilidae. The record is from RefSeq and is a predicted model, not a curated record. Gene Ontology annotation, molecular function: protein binding.